Messenger RNA from Micromonas pusilla CCMP1545, 2519 nucleotides. Its product is annotated as ATP-binding cassette superfamily. The record is from RefSeq and is a predicted model, not a curated record. Bases 45 to 1730 code for a protein of 561 amino acids. The transcript is spliced from 2 exons. Gene Ontology annotation, biological process: iron-sulfur cluster assembly. NCBI's taxonomy places the organism in Eukaryota, Viridiplantae, Chlorophyta, Mamiellophyceae, Mamiellales, Mamiellaceae.
CGCGACGCACGUCACGCGCGCCGGCAGCGAACACGGCGUCUUCGAUGACUUCCACGUCGCUCUGCGCGGCGGCGAACGCCGCUCGCGUCGGCGCGAAGUCCCGCCGCGCCGGACGCGCGGCGACGCUCUCGUCGCGAGGAAUUACCAGCCCGGGCGACGUCGCCGCCUCCGUCUCCGGGCGCGCGCGCGGAGGGAAGCGCGUCGGGUGGCGGCGCGCGGACGCGACCCCGCGCGCGGAGGCGAUCUCGGACCCCGCGGGCGUCGUCGAGGAGGAGAAGGACGCGAAGCAGGAGGAGGUGGACAAGAUCCAGCAGAUGCUCUCCAAGCCCUACAAGCCCGGGUUCAAGACGGACAUCGAGACGGACACGAUCCCGAAAGGCCUCAGCGAGGACACCGUCCGAAUCAUCUCCGCGAAGAAGAACGAGCCGGAGUGGAUGCUCGAAUUCCGGCUGAAGGCGUUCCGGAAGUGGCUCACGAUGGAGGAGCCGGACUGGAGCGACAACCGGUACCCGGACAUCGACUACCAGGCGGUGUCCUACUACAGCGCGCCGAAGGUGAUGGAGAAGAAGAAGUCCCUCGACGAGGUCGACCCGGAGCUUCUCAAGACGUUCGAUAAGCUCGGCAUUCCGUUGUCCGAGCAGAAGCGGAUGACGAACGUCGCCGUGGACGCGGUGUUCGACUCGGUGUCCAUCGCGACUACGUUUCGCGAAGAUCUCGCCAAGGUUGGCGUCAUCUUUUGCAGCAUCUCGGAAGCGAUCAGAGAAUACCCCGAACUGAUCAAACAGCACCUCGGGUCCGUCGUCCCCGUGGGGGAUAACUACUUCAGCGCGCUCAACGCCGCGGUGUUCAGCGACGGGUCGUUCUGCUACAUCCCCAAGGGUGUCAAGUCCCCGAUGGAACUCUCGACGUAUUUUCGCAUCAACGCGGAGAGCAGCGGGCAGUUUGAACGCACGCUCAUCGUCGCCGAGGAGGGGUCGUACGUGUCCUACCUCGAAGGCUGCACCGCGCCCGCGUACGACGAGAACCAGCUCCACGCCGCGGUGGUGGAGAUCUCUGCCGCGAAGGACGCGGAGGUGAAGUACAGCACGGUGCAGAACUGGUACGCGGGGAACGAGGACGGCGUCGGCGGCAUCUACAACUUUGUGACGAAACGCGGACUGUGCAAGGGGGACAACUCGAAGAUCUCGUGGACGCAGGUUGAGACCGGGUCGUCGAUCACGUGGAAGUAUCCGUCCGUGGUUCUCGCGGGGGAUAACAGCGUCGGGGAGUUCUUCUCCGUCGCGCUGACGAACAACAAGCAGCAGGCGGACACCGGGACGAAGAUGAUUCACGUCGGGAAAAACACGCGGUCGAGGAUCGUGAGCAAGGGCAUCUCCGCGGGGAAGUCUCGCAACUGCUACCGCGGUCUGGUGCAGGUCUCGCCGAGCGCGGUGGGGGCGAGGAACUACUCGCAGUGCGACAGCAUGCUGAUCGGGGACAAAGCGGGCGCGAACACGUACCCGUACAUCUCCGUGAGAGAGCCGAGCGCGAGGGUGGAGCACGAGGCGUCGACGUCGAAAAUCGGCGAAGAUCAGCUGUUUUACUUUCAACAGAGAGGGAUCGACCCGGAGACCGCGGUGGGGAUCAUCAUAAGCGGGUUCUGCAACGAGGUGUUCAACGAGCUCCCGCUCGAGUUCGCCGCGGAGGUGAACGCGCUCAUGAGCCUGAAGCUCGAGGGGAGCGUCGGGUGAGGAGCGCGCGAGCUGAGGGUGAAAAAAAAUAAAAGUGCCGGGUCGAUGCGAUCUCGUUCGUUUAGUGCUUGCUUGUUCUUUAGUACAAGACGUUGUUUACUUCUACUCGUCGUUUAUCGCGUGAACGCUUUCAGACAAAAAAAAUGCUUGCUUCGCGUGCUCCUCCUCUCAAUUUUGCGCCCCCGGCCCGCCCUGUUGCGUCGGCGGGUCGAGCGGCGUCGGCGGCGCGGGCGUGAACGCCGGCGGCGGCGGCGGCGCUUGCGGCUGCUGCUGGGGUGGUGGUGGUUGCUGUUGCUGCUGCUGCUGCUGCUGCUGCUGCUGCUGCUGCUGCUGCUGCUGCUGCUGCUGUUGUUGCUGCUGAUGCUGCUCAAAGGACGGCGGCGGCGCCUGCUGCUGCUGCUGCUGCUGCGCCGCCACCGCCACCGCCGGCUGCCCCCCCCCACCCGCGUGCGCGUGCGCGUCCCCGUUGUACGCCGUCGGCGCCAUGGACAUCACCUCCGGGGCGUACGCCUGCGGCGUCGCGUCCCCGGCGGCGGACAUCGAGCUCAGGAUGCUAUCCGUGGACUUGACUCCCUUGAAGCUCGCGUCGGACUUGGCCUCCUUCAUCGCCUUCAUGCCCGUCUCGCCGUCCUUGCUCCCGGGAUCCUUCUUCCCGCCGUCCUUGUCCUUCUUCCCUUCGCCGCCCAACGACCCGCUGAACCCCGAGAGCGCCGACGCCUCCAUCGCCAUCAUCUUCUCCUUGGCGGCGGCUUUCUUCGCCUCUUUGUCGACGUCCCUGGUUGGGUUUCC